Molecule: messenger RNA, 2849 nt
Organism: Stegastes partitus (bicolor damselfish)
Lineage: Eukaryota; Metazoa; Chordata; Actinopteri; Pomacentridae
Product: BCLAF1 and THRAP3 family member 3
Exons: 11
Coding region: 223-2427 (734 amino acids)
Biological process (GO): positive regulation of transcription by RNA polymerase II
Cellular component (GO): mediator complex
Molecular function (GO): transcription coregulator activity; DNA binding
Source: RefSeq, a predicted model, not a curated record
GAGCCGAGCGCUUAGCUUUUUGAAGGAGUGAACGUCCACAUCCAUUUUUCUGCACAUUUUACCGAACAGAAGAACCCUCGUAGCUGGCUUUUAGUUGUUUCUGGAGGCAGACAGGGUCAUAUUCUCGCAUAAUAACCGGUUAUGUUGCGGGUUUCGCGGUCCUUCCCCUCGCUUUAGUUAGCCGCGUUAGCCUAACGGGCGCCGUAUUCCAAGGUUGACAAAAUGUCAAGACCACGGUCCCGAUCUCCACGUUACAGGAGGUUCCCGUGGGAGGAACCUGACUUUGAUGCUCACAGACUCCUUGCAGAGCUGGAUGGAAUCCCGACUGACAGGAGCCAUAACUUCAGAGAAGGUCCAGAAGAGCCGAGGGACUACUUCAGGAAAGAGAUGUACCCAGAAGGCCAGAGAAGAUCCCCUUCUUUCUCAGAUGACCAUCAAUUUGUGCGUCGUCCAGACCAGGAGGAGUUUUACCACAGGAGGCCGUCACCUCAUCAUGGCGCGAUGCGCUACGAAGACCGAAGGCUUCCCCCGCCGCAUGAUGGAGGAAGUGAUGUAGAUAGACGCCGAGGAGGGUUUAGAGAACACUUGCAGAGUUUUGAAACCAGGACGAGGUCGCCCCAGUCGCCUCCAAAGUUGAUGAGGGAAAGAUUGACGCCGACGCCGAGGUCUCACUCAGCCCAGAGAGAGCCGGUGAUGGGCUGGAGGAGGGAGGAACCGGGCCGAGGUCGAGGGAGGCUCAGAGAUGUCAGUCCUGGUACCAGGUCAGACAACCAAAGAGCUGCAGAAGACAGGGAAAGGGAAAAGAGGAGCACACAAGGUUCUAAUAGAGGCAGACAAAGAGAGAACCCACAUCACGACAGGAGCCUCCCUUUUAAAAGGCAACGAAGAGAAAUGGAUGACGCAAGUCAGCUGGGGUACAGGGAGGAGUUUGGGGAACAGGGUUACUCAGUGGACUCACCAGGAGAUGGUUAUGGAGGAGAUUCUCGGGGGAAGUUUCCCCUCGGAGACAUUCGGCGCUCGAGGCCAGUCAUCAUCGAACACGGUCACGGCAUCACCAACAGCAGAGAGGUGCCUCGGUGGGAGCAGUUGGACAAUCGUAGGGAUCGUGACCCAGACUUUGACCGACAGAGGAGUCCUCGUCCAAUGAGCUCCUCUCAGGAGCGUUUCAAGAUGUCGGACAACAGGGUCGAUGGUCGGGAAGACGCAAGAGAACGCCGUUUUCAAGACAACGCAAGAGACUCCAACUAUCGUGAAACUCGGAGGAGCCCUGUGCUGGACAGACCAAACACCACGAGAUAUGAUAACAGAGUUGGUCCCAUGAACAAUGGGGGGAGAGGCAGUGAUCGUUUAUUGAAAAGGAAGUACAACCAGGGUCAAGGUGGAAGGCCUGGACAGCCCAGGAAUCAACCACGCUUCCAGAAGGGUUACCAAGAGCGCCCUCAAGAAGACCAGAGACCAGGGUACCGACCCUUCAGGGACGAUUACGAGGACCACGUCCAAGAGGAGCCUACCUGGGCGGAAGAAGACAAACUCCAACAGUGGGAAAGGCCUGGAAGUCUGGACCGACACCUGCAGAGGGUCGACUUGGACCCUAAAAUGCCCCGUCAGAGGGAGCGUGGAUGGAGCGAUCAGAAAACCGACAACAUGAACACCAUGACGGAGGAAACGUUAACCAUCAAAGUGGACAUGAGUCGACCCGUAAACCAGAGCAGCUCGCUGUGUUACUCCUCAGACAGGCAGCUCUCUUUAGAUCUGGUCAACGUCGGUCGCCAGCGCCUGGAGUUCCUGCCCAUGCUGGAGCAUUCUGGGACGUACCGGGAGACGGCGAUGCACACCGGGACGUUUGCCCAGGAAAUCAUCACGCUGGUGCACCUCGUCAGAGACCAGUACUUCAGAGACGAUGGCGUCACCCUGAACGAACGCUUCUCAACACCACAGAAAGGCGGCUUUACAGAAGAAGAGAUGGAGGAGCUGACGCUGGACCAGAGGUUCAGCUCAAACCGAGGCUUCAGCUUAGACAUGAGCUCACUACUUCAUGACGACGAGCCUCUGUUCUCCAGACUGGGACCCAUGCAGGGUUUGAGCCAGCAGCCGAUACGAGGCCCCGGCGACCUGAGACACGACCUGGAGAGGAGGCGGCAGGAGAAGCUGGAGGGCGUGAAAGUCACGAUACCAGGAAACAGUUUGUCACAGCGCAACCAAGGUCCUGUCAGCGAGCUGGAUAUGGACUACAACGAGCAGAUGUCUCAGCUGGACCACGACGGAUACUCCACCUGGCCGGAGGGGCAGAACCGCAGGCGAGACGGCAACAUGGGACCAAGGAGAGGAGCUUUAAACAGACUGAACACGGGCCCUCAGCGCAGGAACAAUCGCGCCGGUAAUCGGCGGCAGAACGCCCACAGUAGCCUAACAGGUCCGAACUGGUGAUCUGACACUGGAGCCGUGUUCUGUGUGGACGUUCUCGUAACAAAUCGAGUAAAACGCAGCCGUUCAGACGUCGGUUUCGGUCAGCAGCUCUGUUCCGUGUGUUGAACUGUGAAGACGUCUCCGCUCCGAGGCCGACUGAUGAAUUCGAUAAAUGUGAAACGCUGAAAGCUGCAGCGCUGGUCCUUCACAUCCUCUGUUUACUCCUGUUUGUCUGUGUCUGUUCCUGAUUUCUCUCUCCUCUCUUUUUAUGUCAUCUUCAUUUUAAACGGAUUCAGAAUCCUCACAACUGAUGGAAGAAGAACAGAUUGAAACGCAGAUGAAAUGAUUGUACGUUCAGUUUUCUUGCCGUCAGCGCGUCGUCUUGCGCAGGUUUAGCUUCUUAAAUGUUCAUUAUGUUGCUAAUAAACAUAAAUGUUAUCUAA